AGAUAAAGAAAGGCAGACUGCUCAUUGAAAUGUCUGAAGAAAUAUGGCAGAGGCUUCGUCGGGCACCCCAAGUUGCUGGCGGAUUACUUUGCAACUCCAGAGCUCAGUCAUUGGUGGACGGCCACACGUGACACGGGGCACCCUUCUGGCUGCAACAGCCCGAGUGCCCACUGGAGCCUACAGUUCACUGUCAUGCCAAGGGCAAGCUGGACAGGAGCAGGAGCUGCAGUCUACUCACCAUCUGCCACUCAGGGGGGAUUUUCCCCUGGAUGAUGCCACGGACAACCGCCUCGGAACAACCUGUGAGAAGUGGUGUUGCAACUACAGCCUCGGGCAGAGGGACCUGCCCUCCGCGGACUGUCCGACAUCGUCCCUGUUUAGUUCUUUUAGAGACAGCAGCACAUCCCAGUUUUCCCAGCCCUCAGAGCUGCCCUAUUUAGACUGCAUGUUUAGAUCUGCUGCAAACGGUCCACAGCCUUCCUGCACCAGCGUUGAUGGUCAUCAGUGUGCCGGCAUUUCAAACUGGCCCUGA
This is a messenger RNA of Menidia menidia (Atlantic silverside), 532 nucleotides long. NCBI's taxonomy places the organism in Eukaryota, Metazoa, Chordata, Actinopteri, Atheriniformes, Atherinopsidae. The record is from the annotation of a GenBank genome assembly.